AUGAGGGCGGCCAUUCUGUUGGUUCUUUUUGGGUUCUGCUGCCGUUCUGCCCAGAGUGAUGCUGAGACUUGCAGUAAGAGGCCCCUCUUUAAUGACAUGGGCCCUCCCACGAUCAUCGGGAGGCAGCCCGCCAAGCCAGGCGCUUGGCCUUGGCAGAUCAGCUUCCAGUGGAACAAUUUCCACACGUGUGGAGCCACCAUCAUCUCAAAAGCAUGGGUCCUCACAACGACCACCUGUUUUCGGCGUAGCUCCUGCCUGGAGGCCUGGAGGCUCGUCGCAGGCAUAACAGAUACGAAUGCCAAAGAAGAGAACAGUCAGAUUGUGAAGGUGAAGAAAACCAUAUUUCACUCGGAGCCCUGGAAUAACGACAUAGUGCUGCUGCAGAUAUGGCCGCCGUUUAACUUCACGGACUACGUGCAGCCCAUCUGCAUGCUUGAGAACGAGGAGCUGGAGUUCAGUUUCACUCAUUGCUACAUCAGCGGAUGGGGAAUCCGUGACGAAAGUGUAGACACCUUCCCACACAGACUACAGGAAGCCCAAGUGGAGCUGAUCAAUUCAUUCACUUGCAACCAGUCAGACUGGAAUAAUGGAAGCGUCACGUUCGAAAUGCUGUGUGCUGGAAAAAAAGAAGGCAAAAUUGGCAGCUGCGGGAGGGACGAAGGAGGACCACUGCAGUGCUACCACGAGAAGGAGAACAAAUUCUACCUGCUGGGGCUCACCAGCGGCGGCAUCGGCUGUGCCAAGCCAAAGCAGCCAGCCUUGUACACCCGCAUCAGCAAGUUUUACAAGUGGAUAAUGGACAGCCAGCAAACAUACCGAGUCAAAGAAGACGAGUGCGAAAUUCAGUUCUUUCCAGAAUCGUGA
Molecule: messenger RNA, 864 nt
Organism: Erpetoichthys calabaricus (reedfish)
Lineage: Eukaryota; Metazoa; Chordata; Cladistia; Polypteriformes; Polypteridae
Product: acrosin-like
Exons: 6
Coding region: 1-864 (287 amino acids)
Biological process (GO): proteolysis
Molecular function (GO): serine-type endopeptidase activity
Source: RefSeq, a predicted model, not a curated record